GCUCUGAAGAGCGAGAUGGUGGAGGUACGUUCCGCGGGCCAGGCUGCAAAUUGCGUCCACCACGUUUUCGCACUGGGUGGCACUGAUGAAGAUCAGAGGAUCCACUUCUCAGCCGAAUGCUUGGACCCGGAUGAGAACCGAUUCAGCCUCCGGGCACCCAUGCAG
Messenger RNA from Symbiodinium pilosum, 165 nucleotides. The record is from the annotation of a GenBank genome assembly. Lineage: Eukaryota; Dinophyceae; Suessiales; Symbiodiniaceae.